Messenger RNA from Penicillium antarcticum, 2382 nucleotides. Its product is annotated as putative RNA-binding protein (Nab3). NCBI's taxonomy places the organism in Eukaryota, Fungi, Ascomycota, Eurotiomycetes, Eurotiales, Aspergillaceae. Gene Ontology annotation, molecular function: RNA binding. The transcript is spliced from 6 exons. The coding region runs from base 1 to 2382 and encodes 793 amino acids. The record is from RefSeq and is a predicted model, not a curated record.
AUGACGCCUCCCGAUGAAGCGUUUCACUUUCGCGGAAAGACUUUGACUCCGGAAAGCCCUCGACCGCUGCAUAUCCCGGAGCCAGCCAACAUCCCCGUCUUGGAGAAUCAAAUGGACCCCGUCUUCAACGACACUUCAACUUACGAACGUUCGGUGUAUAACCAGGUGCAAACACAUGAUGGGUGGCACGAGAAUCUGAAUGGUAGAGGACCACGUCAGAACCAGAACGCAGGUAGUUUUCAUGGGCAAGACCGUGCGAUGCAGAAUGAUAUGACUAUUGCUGCGAAAUGCUACCCUCCAACCUCUGAGGCCGAGGGCUCUGGCAAUGCAGGAUACUCUCCCCCCGAUCCUUCAUACGCCCAUGCAGCGCCGGUUGCUCCGACAUCCCAAGGCUUCGCCUCCGACGAAGUAGACAGUACCAACCAACUGCCGAAUCGCCUAGAUGCUGAGAAGGAAGACGAACGCCCUAAUGCGGGCGUCAAUUUCCAGAAUCUACUCGACAAUCUCUCCCAGCCCAACUCCGGUGCAGCCGCCUCCGGCACCGGGGCCAUGCCCCUAGCUGAAAACCCGUCUUUCCACCAAGCACCCACGGACGAACCCCUCUUAACCCAGGGCCUCCCUGCCCAAACUACCCAUUAUCCCCCAAACCCUCAUUAUGCCCCCAAUGAUGAGGGGAAUUACAACCUGUUUGCCCAUGAGGCCAAUGCAGCGCCUGCCUAUACAGCCCACCCCAGUAACCCUCCCCCAAAACAGUCCCAGCCCUUCUCUAUUGCCCCUGGCACGGCUUCAUCCGUCCACAAUCUGCCUCCUCCUCCUACUGCCAGUUUCCAGACCCAGUCUGCUGCAUCCGAGUCGCAGGGAUCAUCGCAAGACCCUGCGCAGGCCCCGAAGAAAGGUCGCGUUGAUAAGCAGGGUCGGCCAAUCAAAGGCAUUGAUGAUGAUUCCCCUUGGGGCCCCGAAGUCCAAAAGAAAUACGACGAAUUCCUGCACGAUGAGCGUAUCUACGUGACAGAAGGUCUCUGGGACCGCUUCCCCAUGGGAUCAAGGUUGUUUGUUGGCAACCUUCCUACCGAGCGAGUUACCAAACGGGACAUGUUCCAUAUUUUCCACAAAUAUGGCAAACUGGCACAGAUAUCGAUCAAACAGGCCUAUGGAUUUAUACAAUUUUUAGAGGCUCCCUCUUGCCAUGCAGCUCUUGGAGUCGAGCAAGGGGCGAUCAUCUCGAAAUCUCCAAGCCUCAAAGAUCUACUCGACCUGCUCCAGCACCAGAGCCUUCCCGGGCACCCCCGCCGCGUCGCUCACGGUCGCCAGAGUUCAGCCGUGCUCCCGCACGACCUACCUCUCGAGUUCCUGGCGAUCGAUACGACCGGCCCUAUGAGCCAAGUCGAUUGCCUUUCAGCGAUUUCCGGGAUGAGCCCUCUCACCGCAGGCGCGAUGAUCGUCGUCCGCCACGAUCACCAUCCCCUCGACCCUUCCGGUCCCGAGAUGGAUAUCGGUCGCGCGAUAGAACCCCAGAAAGGUUUGAGCGACGAAGGCGUUCUCGAUCUCCACGUUCUCCCCGGUCUCCCUAUUCUAGAGACCGGCGCUAUCGCACUUCUCGUUCUGGAAGAACUCGACAGGAACUUUGUUCUUCAUGUCGAAAACGCGUUCCGCAACCGUGGUUUGCGAGUAGACGUCUUGGUUCUUGGUCCUCGCAUUCCUCUUGGUGCAGCAGUUCAUCGCCAGUUCAUCGAAGGAGUUCUUGCAGUCGUUCGCCUCUCGCGUCCCAAUCAAAUUUCCAGGAAGAUUCCUUUGCAAUUGUUUGAUCGGACCGCCGGGUUGGACAAUGUUCGCUUCCUCGACUAUCCCGAGUUGGAGCCUAAUAUGUCUGCUGAACUUCUUAGCCAUCAGGCUCAAGCCAUGCAACGAGGCGCUGCCCCAGCCGCAUUUGCACCAAAUCCUGCAUUUGGUAUUCCCACAGUGCCACCCAUGCCUAUCCCUCAGCCAGGUCUACCUGCGCUGUCGAAUCCUCCCAACAUUGCAAACCUCAUUGGCUCUCUGGAUGGCCCUAGUCUCUCGUCUCUGCUGUCAGCACUCCAGCGACCUCCUCAUUCGCAGCCUGUGUCUGCCACUCAAUCACCAUUUGCCUCUCCCAACCCACCACCUCCAGCAGAUCUCGCCAGUCUCCUGACCAACGCGAAUCGCCCUCCACCAAUUUCUACCACCCCGCAGCAACCCCUCCCUCCAUUCAAUCUCCAGCCUCCGAACCCGCCUGUCGUCACGGAUCCCAACCUACUUUCUCUCCUAGCCAAGGGUUUGGGCGGACAACAGCCGCAAGGCCAGGGACCAUCAAGUCCCCAGGUCCAGAACCUGAUGCACCAUCUGGCAAAAUGGAAGCAAUGA